Messenger RNA from Miscanthus lutarioriparius, 1533 nucleotides. NCBI's taxonomy places the organism in Eukaryota, Viridiplantae, Streptophyta, Magnoliopsida, Poales, Poaceae. The record is from the annotation of a GenBank genome assembly.
AUGGAGGACACGCUCAAGUCGCUGUCCAUGGACUACCUCAACCUGCUCAUCAACGGGCAGGCCUUCAGCGACGUCACGUUCAACGUGGAGGGCCGCCUGGUGCACGCGCACCGCUGCAUCCUGGCGGCGCGCAGCCUCUUCUUCCGCAAGUUCUUCUGCGGCGCCGCGGCCGCCGACCAGGCCGCCGCCGCGCCCGGCGCGCUGCUGCUGGACCACCUCAGCCCGCGCUCCCCGUCCUCCUCCUCCUCCUCCCCGCGCGGCGGCGGCGCGGGGGCCUCCGCGGCCGCGGCCGCAGCCGCCGCCGCGGCGCCGGGCGCCGUCAUACCCGUCAACUCCGUCAGCUACGAGGUGUUCCUGCUGCUGCUGCAGUUCCUCUACAGCGGCCAGGUGUCCCUGGUGCCGCAGAAGGGGGAGCCCCGGCCGGGAUGCGGCGAGCGCGCGUGCUGGCACACGCACUGCGCCGCCGCCGUCGACCUCGCGCUCGACACCCUCGCCGCCGCACGCUCCUUCGGCGUCGAGGAGCUCGCGCUCCUCACCCAGAAGCAGCUGGCCGGCAUGGUGGAGAAGGCGUCGAUCGAGGACGUGAUGAAGGUGCUCAUGGCGUCGCGGAAGCAGGACCUGCACCAGCUGUGGACCACGUGCUCCCACCUCGUCGCCAAGUCCGGGCUUCCCCCGGAGGUGCUGGCCAAGCACCUCCCCAUUGACGUGGUGGCCAAGAUCGACGAGCUCCGCCUCAAGUCCUCGCUGUCCCGCCGCUCGCCGUUCCUCGCGCACCACCACCCGCACCAUCCGGCGUCGGGCGGCAUGGAGGCCUCGUCCGCGGCUGACAUCGACGACCACCACAAGAUCCGCCGCAUGCGCCGCGCGCUCGACUCCUCCGACGUCGAGCUCGUCAAGCUCAUGGUCAUGGGGGAAGGGCUCAACCUGGACGAGGCGCUCGCACUGCACUAUGCCGUGGAGAACUGCAGCCGGGAGGUCGUCAAGGCGCUGCUGGAGCUCGGCGCCGCCGACGUCAACCACCCCGCGGGCCCCGCCGGGAAGACGCCGCUCCACGUCGCGGCCGAGAUGGUCUGCCCGGACAUGGUCGCCGUGCUGCUCGACCACCACGCCGACCCCAACGUGCGCACCGUCGAGGGCGUCACGCCGCUCGACAUCCUCCGCACGCUCACCUCCGACUUCCUCUUCAAGGGCGCCGUGCCGGGGCUCGCGCACAUCGAGCCCAACAAGCUCCGGCUCUGCCUCGAGCUCGUGCAGUCGGCGGCCAUGGUCAUGUCCCGCGAGGACGCGCACACGGCCGCCGCGGCGGUCAACGCCGCGCCCAUGUACGGCGAGCCCUCCGGCGGCGCCGGCGGCCCCGUGUACAAUGCGAGCGGCACCAGCUCGAGCAUGGUGAACCUCAGCCUGGACAACAGGAUGGUGUACCUGAACCUAGGGAUGGACGCGCAGUUCGGCAAGAUGGGCGACGGCGAUGACGGCGGGAGCAGAGGGCAAGGGGGCCCGUCUUCUUUGUUCUCCCCGCAUGGCUACCAUUGA